UUUUUUUUUUUAUUAUUUAUUUUCAUGUAAGGAAAAAUUUGAUAAUUAUAUUUAUUUCAUAAAAUAUAAAUUCAUUCAAAUUCAAUAGUUGAUGUAUCGUGCUUGUUAGUGUUGAUAUUUUGUUUGUCUUUAUAUAUUGAAAAUAAUGUCCAAAUAAUUUGACCAAUCAUUAUAACAAAUGAAAUGAUGACAAUAUAAUAAGCAAUCGAAAGAAGAAUAUCAAUUGUAGAAAUUGAUACGAAUAAAUCCAUAGUGAUUAUAUAAACAACACGUCAAACGUUAGUUUAACGAUCAAUAAAACAUGUGUUACAUAAUUUAUUAUAUACAUAUAUACACAUAUUAUUUUAGCGCCAUGUAUACUUACUUAACCGAUCGAUUGUUUAUCUUACUUUCUAAUCCUACUAACAAAUACAUAAUAAAACAAAUUCAUUUAUUGUUGUUUUCUAACAUCAAAUGGUUAUAUAUUCGAAAUGUUCUAUAAAUUUUUGUUUUUCUUCUUUUUAUUUCUUAUUAAUAAAAGUUAUGAAUGUGAUAUAUGGAAAGCAGCUGAUUGUCCACAAGGACCAUCAAAAGAUGAUGAAAAUUUAAUGAAAUCUCAUUUAUAUACUGAAGAACAAUUACUUGCUUAUUGUGAUGCUGGUAAAACAUUUGCUGAUUGUGUCAAUGAACAUUUACUUUGUUGUGAUAUGCGUACAGAAUAUUCAGCAGCAUUAGCAUCACUUGAUAUUCAACUUAGACGUAAUGCAUUACGUAUUGGAAAAUAUUGUACAGAUUUUAAUGAAACAAAUCCAAUACAAUAUAAAUGUCGUACAACAUUAAGAACAAUACCAGGUACGAGAUAUCGUUCAACUACUACAGCACCACCUGUGUGUAAUUUGGAAAAAGCUGGAAAACAAUGUAGUCCAAUUAUUGAAAAUCGUGUUCGUUUUGAUCGUCGAUGGUCGGCACAAGAAAAGGUCAAAUGGUGUAAAGAUGCGUAUGAAUAUCAUACAUGUGCACUUUCAUAUAUAACAAAUUGUACAAUAACGUCUGUCGCUGGUGAUGUUGCUCAAUUGACUGUUUUCUUAGAUUAUAUUGAAAAAUCUGCUAAUCGUGAAUGUCCAGGUGGUUUAUUUGGUUGUGUAGAAAAAUCGAACAAUGAUUCUCGUUGUCAAGAUAAAAUUAGCUUUUUUCUUGAGAAAAAUGCACUAGCUAAUGAAACUAUAACGACACAAAUAUCAUCAUUGACAUUAUGUGUCACAGUUUUUAUAUUUUAUCAUUUCCUCAAACUAGAAACAUACGUUCUUUUUCACUGA
Rotaria sordida is the source of this 1295-nucleotide messenger RNA. NCBI's taxonomy places the organism in Eukaryota, Metazoa, Rotifera, Eurotatoria, Philodinida, Philodinidae. The record is from the annotation of a GenBank genome assembly.